AUGGUACAAAAGACGCGCCCCGAUGGGCCCUCUCAAGCCGAACAACUGUUGCGCGUAACCUCUGGCAUUGCUGCUGCGCUAAUUGCCGCUCACGAUGCUGGCGAAAGUGUGUCGCUAAACGAGAUUCGCGCCAAGAUCAGCAAGAAGUUUGGGUACGGAGGGGUCCCGCGACUGGUGGAUAUUAUCAGCGCCAUUCCAGAGGAGUACAAAGGCGCCUUGCUGCCCAGUUUGAAGGCCAGGCCAGUCAGGACCGCCAGUGGGAUUGCGGUCGUCGCUGUCAUGUGCAAGCCUCACAGGUGUCCUCAUAUCGCGAUGACGGGCAACAUCUGUGUGUACUGUCCUGGCGGGCCCGACUCCGAUUUCGACUACAGCACCCAAAGUUACACUGGCUACGAGCCAACGAGUAUGCGGGCUAUUCGGGCAAGAUACGACCCCUACGAGCAGACCAGAGGCCGAGUUGAGCAGCUCAAGUCACUAGGACAUAGUGUCGACAAGGUGGAAUUUAUCAUCAUGGGGGGAACGUUCAUGAGCAUGCCUGAAGACUACCGGCAUAAAUUUGUCGCUCAGUUGCACAAUGCUCUGUCUGGGUUCACGGGGACAGAUGUGGACGAGGCCGUUCGCUACUCGGAGCGCAGCAAGUCAAAAGCCAUUGGAAUCACCAUCGAGACACGACCCGACUACUGUCUACGGCCACAUCUUAGUCAGAUGCUGCGUUAUGGCUGCACUCGCCUCGAAAUCGGGGUGCAGUCUGUCUACGAGGAUGUCGCCCGCGACACCAACCGCGGCCACACGGUCCGCGCGGUUUCCGAAUCGUUCCAUUUGGCAAAAGAUGCUGGCUUCAAGGUAGUUGCGCAUAUGAUGCCUGAUCUGCCCAACAUUGGUGUUGAACGCGACUUGGCCCAAUUUAAGGAAUACUUUGAGAAUCCAGCGUUCAGAAGCGACGGGCUCAAGAUCUAUCCGACACUGGUUAUUCGUGGGACUGGGUUAUACGAGCUAUGGAGGACCGGGAGGUACAAGAAUUAUACCCCGAAUGUCUUGGUGGAUGUGGUUGCCAGAAUAUUGGCACUGGUGCCUCCUUGGACGCGUGUUUAUCGAGUUCAACGAGACAUCCCAUUGCCGCUGGUCACCAGCGGUUGCGAAAACUCGGGCAACCUUCGCGAGCUUGCGCUGAAUCGAAUGAAGGACUUUGGCGCCGAAUGCCGAGACGUGCGGUAUCGCGAAGUGGGCAUCCACGAGAUUCACCACAAAGUGCGACCAGAGUCAGUCGAGCUGUUGCGUCGCGACUAUACCGCCAAUGGCGGCUGGGAGACUUUCUUGUCGUACGAAGACCCAGAACGCGACAUCCUUGUCGGUCUGCUCAGGCUGCGCAAAUGCUCGGAAGACGGGACGUUCCGGCCGGAACUGGUGGUCGACGGCGGCUGCAGCAUCGUCCGCGAGCUGCAUGUCUAUGGCACGGCUGUCCCUGUCCACGGCCGUGACCCGACCAAGUUCCAGCACCAGGGGUUCGGGACGUUGUUGAUGGAGGAGGCGGAAAGGAUUGCGAGGGAGGAGCAUGGGAGCGUCAAGCUUGCGGUGAUUUCGGGUGUUGGCACAAGGGACUAUUACAGGAAGCUGGGAUAUGAGCUGGAUGGGCCGUAUAUGAGUAAAAUGUUGUACUGA
Mycena indigotica is the source of this 1659-nucleotide messenger RNA. RefSeq names its product Elongator complex protein 3. The record is from RefSeq and is a predicted model, not a curated record. The transcript is spliced from 4 exons. Gene Ontology annotation, biological process: tRNA wobble base 5-methoxycarbonylmethyl-2-thiouridinylation. The coding region runs from base 1 to 1659 and encodes 552 amino acids. Lineage: Eukaryota; Fungi; Basidiomycota; Agaricomycetes; Agaricales; Mycenaceae. Gene Ontology annotation, cellular component: elongator holoenzyme complex; cytoplasm; nucleus. Gene Ontology annotation, molecular function: iron-sulfur cluster binding; acyltransferase activity, transferring groups other than amino-acyl groups.